This is a messenger RNA of Balaenoptera musculus (blue whale), 8437 nucleotides long. RefSeq names its product SON DNA and RNA binding protein (gene SON). The transcript is spliced from 5 exons. Gene Ontology annotation, molecular function: RNA binding; protein binding. NCBI's taxonomy places the organism in Eukaryota, Metazoa, Chordata, Mammalia, Artiodactyla, Balaenopteridae. Bases 51 to 5975 code for a protein of 1974 amino acids. Gene Ontology annotation, biological process: regulation of mRNA splicing, via spliceosome; regulation of cell cycle. The record is from RefSeq and is a predicted model, not a curated record.
GGGAGCCUGGAGGACUAGUGAGGAGGAGUUGAGAGAACGGAGCGGACGCCAUGGCGACCAACAUCGAGCAGAUUUUUAGGUCUUUCGUGGUCAGUAAAUUCCGGGAAAUUCAACAGGAGCUUUCAAGUGGAAGGAGUGAAGGCCAGCUCAAUGGUGAAACAAAUACACCUGUUGAAGGAAACCAGGCAGGUGAUGCAGCUGCUUCUGCCAGGAGCCUACCAAAUGAAGAAAUAGUUCAGAAGAUAGAGGAAGUACUUUCUGGGGUCUUAGAUACGGAACUACGAUAUAAGCCAGACUUGAAGGAGGCUUCCAGAAAAAGUAGAUGUGUGUCUGUACAAACAGAUCCUACGGAUGAAAUACCUACCAAAAAGUCGAAGAAACAUAAAAAGCACAAAAAUAAAAAGAAGAAAAAGAAGAAAGAAAAGGAAAAAAAGUAUAAAAGACAGCCAGAAGAAUCUGAAUCAAAGCCGAAAUCACAUCAUGAUGGGAACGUAGAUUUAGAAUCAGAUUCCUUUUUGAAGUUUGAUUCUGAACCUUCAGAAAUGGCACUGGAGCAUCCUGUAAGAGUGUUCGGCCUAUCUGACACCAGUGAGUCUCCUGCACUUGUGCUAGAACCUCCUGUAGUAUCAAUGGAGGUAUUAGAGCCACACACCUUAGAAAUUCUGAAGCCAGCUACAAAAACUGCAGAACUGUCAGUUGCAUCUACAUCAGUAGUUUCAGUGCAGUCAGAGCAGUCUGUAGCAGUAAUGCUGGAACCAUCCAUGACAAAGAUUCUGGAUUCCUUUGCAGCAGCACCAGUGCCUACUACAACAGUAGUGCUAAAGUCAUCUGAGCCGGUUGUAACAAUGUCAGUGGAGUGUCAGAUGAAGCCUGUGCUGAAAUCAUUGGAGAGCACACCUCCAGAGCCAUCAAAGGUCAUGUUGUUAGAGCCUCCAGUAGCAAAAGUGCUAGAGCCAUCAGAAACCCUUGUGUCAUCAGAGACACCUACUGAGGUGCACCCUGAGCCAAGCACAUCGACAACAAUGGAUUUUCCAGAGUCAUCGGCAACUGAAGUGCUAAGAUUGCCAGAGCAGCCUGUAGAAGUACCAUCGGAGAUUGCAGAUUCAUCCAUGACAAGACCGCAGGAGAUGCUGGAGCUGCCCAAGACCACAGCGUUGGAGCUGCAGGAGUCGUCGGUGGCCUCAGCGAUGGAGUUGCCGGGGCCACCUGCGACCUCCAUGCUGGAGUUGCAGGGGCCCCCUGUGACUCCAGUGCUGGAGUUACCUGGGCCCUCUGCUACCCCGGUGCCAGAGUUGCCAGGGCCCCUUUCUACCCCAGUGCCUGAGUUGCUAGGGCCCCCUGCGACAGCAGUGCCUGAGUUGCCGGGGCCCUCUGUGACGUCAGUGCCACAGUUGUCGCAGGAAUUGCCAGGGCUUCCAGCACCAUCCAUGGGGUUGGAGCCACCACAGGAGGUACCAGAGCCACCUGUGAUGGCACAGGAGUUGCCAGGGCUGCCUGUGGUGACAGCAGCAGUAGAGCUGCCAGGGCAGCCUGUGGUUACAGUAGCAAUGGAGUUGACCGAACAACCUGUGACGACGACAGAGUUGGAGCAGCCUGUGGGGAUGACAACGGUGGAACAUCCUGGGCAGCCUGAGGUGACGACGGCAACAGGGUUGCUGGGGCAGCCUGAGGCAGCAAUGGUGCUGGAGUUGCCAGGACAGCCAGUGGCAACGACAGCGCUGGAGUUGCCAGGGCAGUCUUCGGUGACUGGGGUGCCUGAGUUGCCAGGGCUGCCUUCGGCAACUAGGGCACUGGAGUUGUCGGGGCAGCCUGUGGCAACUGGGGCACUGGAGUUGCCUGGGCAGCUCAUGGCAGCUGGGGCACUGGAGUUCUCGGGGCAGUCUGGGGCAGCUGGAGCACUGGAGCUUUUGGGGCAGCCUUUGGCAACAGGGGUGCUGGAGUUGCCAGGGCAGCCUGGGGCGCCAGAGUUGCCUGGGCAGCCUGUGGCAACUGUGGCGCUGGAGAUCUCUGUUCAGUCUGUGGUGACAACAACGGAGCUGUCAACGAUGACCGUGUCGCAGUCCCUGGAGGUGCCCUCGACGACAGCGCUGGAGUCCUAUAAUACGGUAGCACAGGAGCUGCCUACUACAUUAGUGGGGGAGACUUCUGUAACAGUAGGAGUGGAUCCCUUGAUGGCCCAAGAAUCCCAUAUGUUAGCUUCUAACACCAUGGAGACCCAUAUGUUAGCAUCCAACACCAUGGACUCCCAAAUGCUAGCAUCCAACACCAUGGACUCCCAGAUGCUAGCGUCCAACACCAUGGACUCCCAGAUGUUAGCCUCUAGCACCAUGGACUCCCAGAUGUUAGCAACCAGCUCCAUGGACUCCCAGAUGUUAGCAACCAGCUCCAUGGACUCCCAGAUGUUAGCAACCAGCUCCAUGGACUCCCAGAUGUUAGCAACCAGCUCCAUGGACUCCCAGAUGUUAGCAACCAGCUCCAUGGACUCCCAGAUGUUAGCAACCAGCUCCAUGGACUCCCAGAUGUUAGCAACCAGCUCCAUGGACUCCCAGAUGUUAGCAACCAGCUCCAUGGACUCCCAGAUGUUAGCAACCAGCACCAUGGACUCCCAGAUGUUAGCCACUAGCUCUAUGGAUUCCCAGAUGUUAGCAUCUGGCACUAUGGACUCUCAGAUGUUAGCUUCCGGCACCAUGGAUGCUCAGAUGUUAGCGUCUGGUACCAUGGAUGCUCAGAUGUUAGCAUCUAGUACCCAAGAUUCUGCUAUGUUGGGUUCAAAAUCUCCUGAUCCCUACAGGUUAGCUCAGGAUCCUUACAGGUUAGCUCAAGAUCCCUAUAGGUUAGGUCAUGACCCUUACAGGCUAGGUCAUGAUGCCUACAGGUUAGGGCAAGACCCCUAUAGAUUAGGCCAUGAUCCCUACAGACUAACUCCUGAUCCCUAUAGGAUGUCAGCUAGACCUUAUAGGAUAGCACCCAGGUCCUAUAGAAUAGCUCCCAGGCCAUAUAGGUUAGCACCUAGACCCCUGAUGUUAGCAUCUAGACGUUCUAUGAUGAUGUCCUAUGCUGCAGAACGUUCCAUGAUGUCAUCUUACGAACGCUCUAUGAUGUCUUAUGAGCGGUCUAUGAUGUCCCCUAUGGCUGAACGCUCUAUGAUGUCAGCCUAUGAGCGCUCUAUGAUGUCAGCUUAUGAGCGCUCUAUGAUGUCCCCUAUGGCUGAGCGCUCUAUGAUGUCAGCUUAUGAACGCUCUAUGAUGUCAGCUUACGAGCGCUCCAUGAUGUCCCCGAUGGCUGACCGAUCUAUGAUGUCCAUGGGUGCUGACCGGUCUAUGAUGUCGUCAUACUCUGCUGCUGACCGGUCUAUGAUGUCAUCGUACUCUGCAGCUGAUCGAUCUAUGAUGUCAUCUUAUACUGCUGAUCGUUCAAUGAUGUCUAUGGCAGCUGAUUCUUACACCGAUUCUUAUACUGAUACAUAUACGGAGGCAUAUAUGGUGCCACCUUUGCCUCCUGAAGAGCCUCCAACAAUGCCACCAUUGCCACCUGAAGAGCCACCAAUGACACCGCCAUUGCCUCCUGAGGAACCACCAGAGGGUCCAGCAUUACCCACUGAGCAGUCAGCAUUAACAGCUGAAAAUACUUGGCCUACUGAGGUGCCAGCAUUACCUCCUGAAGAGUCUGUGUCGCUGCCUGAACCUCCUGUGAGUCAAAGUGAGAUUUCAGAGCCUUCGGCAGUGCUUGCUAAUUAUUCAGUAUCAGCAUCAGAGCCUUCAAUGUUAGCAUCAGAGGCUGCCAUGACUGUUCCAGAACCACCACUGGAGCCAGAGUCUUUGGUCACGUCAACACCUGUAGAGUCUGCUGCCGUAGCAGAAGAGCAUGAAAUUGUUCCAGAAAGACCAGUGACUUAUAUGGUGUCGGAAACUCCCACAACAUCAGGUGAACUGACUGUGUUAACAUCAGAGCCUUCUGUUAUGUCAGAGGCAGCAGAAACUUUUGAUUCCAUGAGGGCUUCAGGACAUGUUGCCUCAGAGGUAUCUAUGUCCCUGCUGGAGGCAGCAGUACCUAUUCCAGAGCCAUCACAGAGCACUGUAGAUCUGCCAGCCAUGGCUGUCUCAGAGCUACCAGCUGUGGCUGUCCUGGAGCAACCAGCUGGAACUGUUUCAGAGCCACCAGCCAUGGCUGUUCCAGAGCCACAGGCUGAGGCUGUGCCAGACCCAGUGGCUGUGGCUGUCCAGGACCCACCGGCUGAGGCUGUCCCAGAGCCCCUGGCCUUUUCUGAGCCAGAGCAUGUUACCGUUCCUGUGCCAGUUGUUUCUGCCCUGGAGCCUACUGUGCCUGUCCUGGAACCAGCGGUGUCAGUCCUUCAACCUAACUUGAUUGUUUCAGAACCAUCUAUUUGUGUCCAAGAAUCCACUGUGACAAUUUCAGAGCCUCCUGUCACUGUCUCAGAGCCGACUCAAGUAAUAGCAACUGAGAUGGUUUUAGAGUCUACACCAAUAAUACUGGAGUCUAAUGUUAUAAAAGGAAUGAAUUUACUAUCUGGCGAUCAAAAUCUUGCUCCAGAGAUUGGCAUGCAGGAGAUUCCCAUGCAUUCAGACGAAGAGCCAUAUGCUGAAGGACACCUGAAGAAUGACUCUUAUGAAACUGAAAAUGAUAUGAAUAUAGACCUUAAUAUAAAUAAUCACUUAAUUGCUAAAGAGAUGGAACAUAACACAGUGUCUGCUGCCAGCACUGGUGCUGUUGGUGAAACUGGUGAAGAGAAAAUUUUGCCCACCAAUGAGACUAAACAAUGCACAGUAUUGGAUAUCUGCCCUAGUGUUAGUGAAACUGAUGUAGGAGGGACUCUGUCUUCUACUGGUCCCCUUGCUCUUGAACCUGAUGCAGUGGGAACUGGUAAGGGUCUUGAAUUUGCCACAGCAUCUGCUCUCAGUUCAGUUAGUAAAUAUGAUGUUGAAGUAUCAUUAACUACUCAAGAUACUGAACAUGACAUGGUAAUUUCCACCAGCCCCAGUGGUGGUAGUGAAGCUGACAUAGAGGGACCUUUACCUGCUAAAGACAUCCAUCCUGAUAUACCAUCUACUAAUAACUUUGUCAGUAAGGAUGCAGAAGGAUCAUUACCUAUGCUGGAGAGUGACCAGACAUUAGCAGUGGCUCUCAGUCCUAAAGAAAGUAGUGGAGAAGAUAAAGAAGUACCUCUCCCUACUAAAGAGAUACUGUCUGAUUCAGGAUUUUCUGCCAACAUUGAUGAUAUUAAUGAAGCUGAUUUAGUGAGACCAUUACUUCCUAAGGACAUGGAACGUCUUACAAGCCUUAGAGCUGGUAUUGAAGGACCUUUACUUGCAAGUGAAGUUGAACGGGAUAAAUCUGCUGCCAGUCCAGUUGUAAUUAGUAUACCGGAAAGAGCUUCAGAGUCGUCUUCAGAGGAAAAAGAUGAUUAUGAAAUUUUUGUAAAAGUUAAGGACACACAUGAAAAAAGCAAGAAAAAUAAGAACCGUGACAAAGGUGAGAAAGAGAAGAAAAGGGACUCUUCGUUAAGAUCUCGAAGUAAGCGUUCCAAGUCUUCUGAACACAAAUCGCGAAAGCGCACCAGUGAGUCUCGUUCUAGGGCAAGGAAGAGAUCAUCUAAGUCCAAGUCUCAUCGCUCUCAAACACGUUCACGGUCACGAUCAAGACGCAGAAGGAGGAGCAGCAGGUCAAGAUCAAAGUCUAGAGGAAGGCGAUCUGUAUCAAAAGAGAAGCGCAAAAGAUCCCCAAAGCACAGAUCCAAGUCCAGGGAAAGAAAAAGAAAAAGAUCAAGCUCCAGGGAUAACCGGAAAACAGGUAGAGCUCGGAAGAGCAAACGUGUGAACUCCACCUACGGCUGCCUCGUUGUUGGGGGAGUCUUAGGUGGUUACAGAGGGCUUUCUGAAGAAAUGUAUUCUGGUGAAGGGAGUGGCUUGGUUGGAUGGGUGAUGGGGAAAUUUGUUUCAGGAGUAUUGGCAGCAUAGCAGUGCUGAAACUGGGAGGCUGUGUGGUCUAAUGGAUUGGGGAGGUUUCUUUAUUUAUCCUGCUGUACUCCUGACUCCUUUUGUGACUGUGGCAAGUAAUUACUUGGAAUUUCAGUCUCCAAGUGCCUUCUUCCUGCCUCUCAGGGUGGUGAUCAGUAAUGGGAUGGGUACCUAUAGAAAACUGCUGUGAGUGCCAAUGAGUGAGCUGAAUUUCUGAAAAGUCAUAUUUUUUGUUGCUUUGGACCUUUUAAUAACUUUUUUUUCAGUUUUGAUAGCAUUAUCUCUGGUGAUCUUCUUAUUAACAAAUUAAUGUAAAGCAUAUCCUUACUUUGCCUGCCCCCCUUUUUGGGGGAGGGGGGAAUAGUUGCACCAAUAUCUAUAUAGUGAGUACACAAUCAGGUUGGUUAAAAAAAUUACAACUUACCUAGUUUACUAGGGGUUGAUGGAAAAAAGAUGAAAAUCUAGCAAAAUAUUUUUAAGCUUGUAUUAGUUUUGGACUAAUUAUAUUACAGUAUUUAAGAUAUGAAAGUGAUUCAUGUGCUUGAAAAAUGGCUUUCAUCUCAUUGGGAAUAAUUAUAAAUGUACAUCUAUUUCUUUAACAAUUUUAGUUCUUUAAUACUAUUUAAUGUUGAAGCUGAGUACUCCAUAUUUCAGAAAGUUAGACUUGAAGUUUAUGUGGGUGUUUAGCACAUAAUAAUUAAAUAGUCAUGUACAUUACUAGGUAGAAACUUCAGAAUGUGAUUCCAUUGCAAAGUUGGUCUUCAUUUGUACAGUGAAGUUCUGAUCCAUACAUAAUGCUACAGACUUCUAAACAUCAUCACUUUAACAUAACUUACCAAAUGAUUAAAUUGGUUCCCUGUAAACUUUCCCUUAAUUUUUUUUGGUUUCCAGUCUUGUAGACAGUUGGCAGAUUUUAAAUAAUUUACAUCAUUUAAAAUAUAGACAUAAAUCAUUUUUGAUAAGUUAUCACAAGAGAAAGAUGUGUUCAUUCAUCAGACCAAAGUUUUAAAUAAUUAUAGAAGAAAGCAGUGCUUUCAGGAAAACUUCCAUUCAUAUGUUACUGAACAAUAUAUGCUGCUAAUAUCAGUUAAGGCCAGGAACAUUUUAUUUAUAAAAAUGAGCAAAAACAUGGAAAAAGUCAUUAGGCAGCUAGAAAUUUAACAUUCAUCUUCACUGUCAAAUAUCACAAACUGUCUACUUGUUUUAUUUAGAAAACUUUUUCAAAAUGUUCAUUUGGUGUUUUCUUGCCUUGCUGUAGGCCAGCACCCUCUUUUAAUGUUAAAGACUACAUGGAAUGCCAACAUUCUCCAUAUUCUUUUUUACUUUGCUGCAGUGUAUUCUUAGAUGAAAAAGUAUGAGAGUUUAUUAGUAGUAAAAAAAAAAAAAAAAUUUAAAUGGUUAUUGAUUUGAAAGAAGCUUUAUUUUCUGGAAUGAAAAGAUUUGGACAUGACCUGAUGAAUAUUGUUUACUUUUGUAGUCUCAUUAAUUAGCUUUUUGUUGAACUGUAUACACACUGGUGUAAAGAUUUGAAGAUAUUAGAGAAUGGAAACAAAAUUGGAAACCUGCGUUAUUGGGGAUUUGUAUUAUACUCUGCACAGUUGCCCUUUUUUUUAGGAGUGUUUCCUGGAAAAGAGGGGCGGAUGAACCUGGAAGUAAGUAAAAGUAAUUUUAGGUGUGUAGCAACAAGGCAGUUGGUAUCCAAGCAUCAGCUAACUUUUCUCUGUCCACCAACACUGCAUGGCCUGCACCAAGUAAGGAACUGAACCAGGGGUAUGUUUUUACCUCCACAGCUGCCUCCUUCCAUCAGAGUACCGUGUUGAACUUAAUGUCUAGUCACACUUCAUUGGCAUGUUUUCUCCCCAGCAGAUAAUUAAAAAGCUGGGAAAAAAUAACAGUACACAGUUUUACUAUUGUGUAAAACGAAGAUUUAAAAAUUCACUAUUAACUUAUCAGUAGAGGAGGUGAUUAAUGUAUACUAUUUCUAGAGCUACCAAAAUGUUUGACUGCCUCUGUUGAUAAGUUAAUGACUUUUGCUUACAUUUGCUAGAGAAUGUAAAUCUAGAAUGUUUAAUAACAAGGGGAAAUAAAACAUGAUUUGGAGAUGUAUGUUAUAAAUUUUUUAAAAAUGGCCAUAAAGAUCAACAGUAGAAUUCAGUGGUUUGUUACAUAUACAUGGAUGCCCUUUAAAAAGAGGCAUCACAUAGUUCUUAACACGUGAAAAUAACUGUUGACCAUGCUAAUGUAUAUAGUUGUGCAUCUUAUGACAUUAAGUGGUUUGCUGCUUUGAUGGAAAUUAUGGUUCAGUGGGUUGGAUACAAGAGAGAUGACUGUUCACAGAAUAACCUGUGAACUUUCACCCCUCUGUAUGGAAACUUGUUUCAGGGCCAAAUCCUUGUAGCUGUCUUCUUGCCCCGGUCAGUGCCAGCCCUACUAUUCACAACACUGCUGCUACCGAGGCCUAG